Rattus rattus (black rat) is the source of this 1779-nucleotide messenger RNA. RefSeq names its product sorting nexin 31 (gene Snx31). Gene Ontology annotation, molecular function: phosphatidylinositol binding. The coding region runs from base 1 to 1320 and encodes 439 amino acids. Gene Ontology annotation, cellular component: early endosome. The transcript has 14 exons. Gene Ontology annotation, biological process: intracellular protein transport. The record is from RefSeq and is a predicted model, not a curated record. NCBI's taxonomy places the organism in Eukaryota, Metazoa, Chordata, Mammalia, Rodentia, Muridae.
AUGAAGAUGCACUUCUGCAUCCCGGUGUCCCAGCAGCAGCCAGACGCGCUGGGUGGCCGCUACGUGUUGUACUCCGUGUACCUGGACGGGUUCCUCUUCUGUAAAGUACGCUACAGCCAGCUGCACCGCUGGGAUGAACAGCUGAGACGGGUGUUUGGGAACUGCCUGCCCCCUUUCCCACCAAAGUACUAUCUGGCAAUGACUACCACUAUGGCGGAGGAGAGGAGGGGCCAGCUGGAACGCUACCUGCAAAAUGUAACCGCGGAUCCCCGUGUGACAGGGAGUGACGUCUUCACUGAGUUUUUAACACUGGUGCAGCUGCAAACACUGAACAUCACCACCAAGAACGUUGCACUGGCUGUCUUUCUGCCUGACGGAAGGAGCAUUAACGUGGAAGGUCUAACAUCAGAUACUGCUGAAAGGGUCCUCGAGGUGGUGGCACACAAACUUGGACUGCAUCCAGAGCUGGUGGGCUACUUCGGCCUUUUUCUCAUCCAGUGUUUCCCGGAGGGCAGGCUCUCUGUGGUGAAGAAGCUGGCUGAUUUUGAGCUGCCUUACACUAGUCUUCAGAGUUCUGAAGUGGAAAACUGUAAAAUCGGACUCAGAAAGUGGUACCUGGACCCAGCAAUGGAUUCCAUGUUGAUGGACUGCAGAGCAGCUGGGGACUUGCUGUACAUGCAGGCAGUGCAGGACAUUGAAAUAGAAUGGAUGAAACCCACACAGGCUCAGAGGGAGGAAUUAAAAGCGCUGCAGAAGCAAGAGAAUCAAACAAAGUUUUUGGAGCUGUCCCAGAAGGUCCAGCACUAUGGGAACAUUCAACUGGAUCCCUGUACCUGCAACCACCCGGAACCUGGCUGUGGGGUCCUGCUUUCCUUUGGCAAUAAUGAGAUCAGCUGCCAUAUAACCCUGCCGGACGGUCAGACCCAGGACAUUGUUUUCCAGAUGAGCAGAGUGAGGUGCUGGCAGGUCACUUUCCUUGGAGCUCUGCUGGAUACUGAUGGGCCCCAGCGAACUCUCAACCAGAACCUAGAGCUGAGAUUUCAGUACAGUGAAGAGAGUCGCCAGCAGUGGUUUGUUAUUUACAGCAAGCAGGCUUUCUUCCUGAGCAGCUGCCUGAAGAAGAUGGUCUCAGAGAAGAUGGCAAAGCUCACUGAGGAGAGCCCAGAAAUGCAGAUCGAGGUUCCAGAUCAAGGCAGAAGUAAAAAGCACCCGGGCCAACCCAGCCAGCAGAAAGACUAUUUUAAUUUUCUGAGAAAAGGCAAGAUGAAGAAAUCCGAAGGUGACUAUGUAUGGGGCACUCUAACAGAAGAAGGUCUCUGAAGGAGUCUCGUCUUUACGGUGCCAGCGUGUGGGGUGGGAGAUGGCUUCCCACAAUUUAGAUAUUUCUCGACUUCUCUCUUUCUUUGACAUUGAGGUCUCCUCUGUUGAUCAAUCUACCUUCUACACUCCGUAACUCUCAGGGUUAAAACGGUGUAGGGAACAAAGUUGUAGAGUUGGCCUAAGUGGCAGGUGGCAGGUGGGCAGGUUCCAAUCAACCAACGGGAGGUUUUUUUUUUUCCUCUAAGAGAGAUUUGUAUCUGGCUCUGUGAAGCCCUUUGUAUGUUUUGGUAUUGCAGGGAUAAAAAGCUUGCUCUAAAUUCUAGGAAUGCAUUUGGCACGGAAGUAGAUUUACCAGCUCAGGAAAAUAUGGCUUCUUUGACCUAUUCAGAGAGCAAAAAGAGGGGUUGGGGAUUUAGCUCAGUGGUAGAGCACUUGCAUAGCAAGCACAAGGCCCUGGGU